CUCGUAAAAUACGCCAGUAGGCUGUUUGGGGCGGUUGUGGCAGACGGUUACUGAGAAGCUUCAAGAAUGGAUAAAUCAUUGGGGACUGAUGACUUGGAGAUGCGUCUCCGGGCGCUGGAGAGCCGUAUCCACGGCGAAAGGAGAAACAGAAGUGCCAAACCUGUCAAGUGUGUAGAGUCUUUGGCCCGGAUUCAGGCAGGUCUGAGCAACACAGCCAACAAGAGGGAACGAGUAAAGAUCCUGCAUAAGAAGAUUGAAGACUUGUUGAAGUACCUGGACCCUCAGUUCACUGAUCACAUCACUGUACCUGAUGCCAUGAAGCUGGAGUUCAUCCUUGCUGAGGAGGACUUUCUGCUUUCUCAAGCUUCUUUGCUCGAGCAGGUCAACAACCUGCAACCACUCUUGGACAGCAAUUACAUCAGAGAUGUACCUGAACACGCCACCAAGCUGCAGCGACUGUCACAGAUUCAUAUCAAACAGCAGGACCAAACUGAGGCUCAGUCCCAGGAGGUGAAGAAACUUUUUGAGGAAUACAACAAAAUGAUGUUCCUGCUGUCCAAGCAGUUCACGCAGUGGGAUGAGACCCUGAGGAAGCUGGAGGAGGCUAAAGGAAUCCGACCUGUGGAGUAGUUACAUGGACACAUUUCUGAAGAGGAUGGUGACGAUGAAGACGACUGCACUACAGUGGGAGCUUUAGAUCAGAAAGGUGUUACACGUGUAGCUUGUUCAGAUGAAAAAUGAGACAUAAGCAUAACAUUUCACUGAUUUAGUUUUUAAUUGCUGAUCGGUUUGUCGCCAUUUAAUUAAAUCAGGUGAUAGAACCUUGAUAGAAUUUUCAGUGUACUGUAUCUGGCACAGUGUCUAUUAUUGUAGUUAUAUGCUGAUAUGUCUCCCAGCUGUUGGUACCCCCCCACCAACCAACCAAGACAGACGGUAAAACCUUAAACAUAAAGACUGGAGGAAGUGUAAAAUAAAAAGGAACUGGGUCUUGAAUGACUCUUAAUUCAUCAUCUGGAAGAAUUGACUCCCAUCACCAGCUCUGAGAAGCUGCUGUUAUUUAUUGUCAGACAACAGGGCUAUUUAUGUUUUCAUUUUGACUUUACUUACUUAACUUUAUGUAAUGCAUUCCAACGUUGCCUCCCUGCUGCAAGCUGAUCACAAGACUUGUUUUUUGUUGCUGCACACACAUAUAGUCCGAGCUUUAGAUUUUCCUUCUGGAGGCUUCCAGAAGACCUUGAAUUAGAACUCUUAAAUAUAUCUCAUUUGGCACACAGCAUGACUCAGUUAAUACAAUAAAUAUACUUUUCACCGACUA
Molecule: messenger RNA, 1315 nt
Organism: Mugil cephalus (flathead mullet)
Lineage: Eukaryota; Metazoa; Chordata; Actinopteri; Mugiliformes; Mugilidae
Gene: dctn3
Product: dynactin 3 (p22)
Exons: 7
Coding region: 67-630 (187 amino acids)
Biological process (GO): cytoskeleton-dependent cytokinesis
Cellular component (GO): dynactin complex
Source: RefSeq, a predicted model, not a curated record